Cucumis melo (muskmelon) is the source of this 2725-nucleotide messenger RNA. Its product is annotated as ABC transporter F family member 4-like. Gene Ontology annotation, molecular function: ATP binding; ATP hydrolysis activity. The transcript is spliced from 2 exons. Lineage: Eukaryota; Viridiplantae; Streptophyta; Magnoliopsida; Cucurbitales; Cucurbitaceae. The record is from RefSeq and is a predicted model, not a curated record. The coding region runs from base 315 to 2495 and encodes 726 amino acids.
CCAAAACUGCCCUCAAACCAACGCACCAAGAUAGAGAUUAUUAUAAACCCUAACGCCGGAUUAUAAAGACAGAUAGAGUAAUAAUAAUCCCGAAACGCCCGUAAGAAAUCACAUCAAUUUUUCCCCUAAAUGGUUUUUACUUUAAAAGAAAACAACCAAAUCUUCAACCAAGGUACGACGACCUUUCCAUCUUUGUGCGCCAUCUCGAUGAAAGACACAACCCUCACCGAAGUGAGGAUUUGAUCUAAACCUAGAUUCGUCAGAAAAUCACACCCUCACCGCCCAGAAGCUUCAAAAAUCGGUUAAUUGGUGCAAUGGGACGGAAGAAAACUGAAGAAGGUGGUGGAAACGCCAAAGUCAAGCCUGGUAAAGAUGUUUCUGGGAAGAGAGAGAAGCUUUCAGUGUCAGAAAUGCUUGCCAGUAUGGAUCAGAAAUCAGAUAAACCAAGAAAAGGAUCUUCAUCGUUGGGUGGUGGUGCUAAACCUCAAGCAAAGGCUCCAAAAAAAGUUGCAGCUUACACUGAUGGCAUUGAUCUCCCUCCCUCAGAUGAUGAGGAAGAAGAAAUUGUGUCUGAUGGGGAGCAACAGAGUACCAGUUCCCAGAAACGGCUACCCUGGCAGGACAGGGCUGAGUUGAAGCCUUUGGAGGUGGCUGUAAGUGAUAAAGAGUUGAAGAAACGAGAGAGGAAAGAUAUGUUUGCUGCCCAUGCUGCAGAACAGGCCAGACAAGAAGCUCUAAAAGAUGACCAUGAUGCUUUCACUGUUGUAAUUGGCAGUCGAGCUUCGGUUCUUGAUGGUAAUGAUGAAGCUGAUGCAAAUGUCAAAGACAUUACAAUUGAUAAUUUCUCUGUCUCAGCUAGAGGGAAAGAGCUUUUAAAAAAUGCAUCAGUGAAGAUAUCUCAUGGGAAGAGGUAUGGUUUAGUUGGGCCUAAUGGUAUGGGAAAAUCCACAUUAUUAAAGCUCCUUGCUUGGAGGAAGAUACCCGUCCCUAAAAAUAUUGAUGUUCUUUUGGUUGAACAAGAGGUGGUUGGUGAUGAUAGAAGUGCACUUCAAGCAGUUGUUUCUGCUAAUGAGGAGCUGGUCAAGCUUCGGCAAGAAGUUGCUGAUUUGCAGAAUUCUGAUGGUGGCCAAGAUGAAAAUGAUGAUGAUGAUGCUGGAGAGAGGCUUGCUGAGUUAUAUGAAAAGCUGCAGCUCUUGGGAUCCGAUGCAGCUGAGGCUCAAGCUUCUAAAAUUCUUGCUGGACUGGGUUUUACCAAGGAUAUGCAAGCCCGAUCCACCCGUUCAUUUAGUGGUGGAUGGAGGAUGAGAAUUUCAUUGGCUCGGGCUCUUUUUGUUCAGCCAACACUUCUGUUACUAGAUGAACCCACAAAUCAUCUAGACCUUAGGGCUGUUCUCUGGUUGGAGGAGUACCUUUGUCGGUGGAAGAAAACUCUUGUUGUUGUGUCUCAUGAUCGAGAUUUCCUCAACAGUGUUUGCAAUGAAAUUAUUCAUCUUCAUGACUUUAGGCUUCAUUUUUAUCGUGGCAAUUUUGAUGAUUUUGAAAGUGGGUACGAGCAGCGUCGGAAAGAAAUGAACAAGAAGUUUGAGAUAUAUGAUAAGCAGGUUAAAGCAGCUAAAAGAUCUGGAAGUAGGGCGCAACAGGAGAAGGUGAAAGACAGAGCAAAAUUUGCUGCUGCUAAGGAAGCCUCAAAGAACAAGUCCAAGGGAAAGGUUGACGAGGAUGAGCCCCUGCCAGAGGCCCCUAGAAAGUGGAGAGAUUACAGUGUAGAAUUCCAUUUCCCUGAACCCACUGAACUCACCCCACCGUUAUUGCAGUUGAUUGAAGUAAGCUUUAGCUAUCCAAAUAGGGAAGAUUUUAGACUUUCUGAUGUUGAUGUGGGUAUUGAUAUGGGAACGCGGGUUGCUAUAGUUGGGCCCAAUGGAGCGGGGAAAUCUACUCUUCUGAACCUGCUAGCAGGUGAUUUAGUACCAACAGAAGGUGAAGUACGUAGGAGUCAGAAGUUAAGGAUUGGGAGGUACUCGCAACAUUUUGUAGACCUUUUGACAAUGGAGGAAACACCAGUUCAAUAUCUUCUUCGUCUUCAUCCUGACCAAGAGGGUCUAAGCAAGCAGGAGGCUGUUCGUGCUAAGUUGGGGAAGUUUGGACUUCCAAGCCACAAUCACCUCACGCCAAUUGCUAAAUUAUCUGGGGGCCAAAAAGCCAGGGUUGUUUUUACCUCAAUUUCAAUGUCAAAGCCACACAUACUACUGCUGGAUGAACCGACGAAUCACUUGGACAUGCAGAGUAUUGAUGCACUUGCUGAUGCCUUAGAUGAAUUCACCGGCGGAGUUGUUCUGGUUAGUCAUGAUUCACGACUCAUUUCACGUGUCUGCGAGGAUGAAGAAAAAAGUGAAAUUUGGGUAGUCGAAAAUGGCACUGUGGAGUUUUUCCCUGGCACUUUCGAGGAAUACAAGGAAGAAUUGCAAAAGGAGAUUAAAGCUGAGGUUGAUGAUUAGCCAGUUAUCUUGAGAAAGACGUUGAAUUUUUAAGUAGCAAGUUCUACUUCAUCCUUUUUAGUUUCUAUGGUUCAUUUUACAAUGAAAGUAUUCCAAUCAAUGGGUUCUAAUUCUGUAAUCCUUCGUACUUGAAGUUCUUUUAAUUUGGGUUUGUACAAUCAAUGGGUUUGUCUUGAGUUUUGCUGGAGUUACUACUGUAACAUAUUCUAUAAAUAUUUCGGUGUUCAAAA